GAUCGAUCCCUGUACCCUAAAAAAGGGCCUAUUUCAUGCCAGGGCAUGCAUGUGUCGAGCAUGAUCAUACUAAACAUGUAUAUACAAGUUAAGUAUACAUAAUAGGCUACUCCAGCUGAUUCAAGAUGGGAAAGUCGCUCAAGCUGGCAGGUUUCGUGGUUGUGGCUUUCAGCCUCUACAUCGGAUACCAGUCGAUCGACAGGUUCGACCCAGAUCUGAUUCAAGGCAAGAGAGUUCUCGUGACAGGAGCUAGUAAGGGCAUUGGAGAACAAGUCGCCUAUCAUUAUGCCAGGAUGGGAGCGAAUGUGAUGGUGACGGCCAGGAGUGAAACAGCGCUGAAAAAGGUUGUGGCAGAAUGUGAAAGACUGAGUGGUCACAAGGGUCAUCACUACGUCACAGCGGACAUGUCAGAUUUUCAGAAUAUGCAUAAGGUUACAGAGGCUGCCAAAGACUUUCUGGGAGGCCUGGAUAUCUUAGUCAUCAACCAUGUCGCCCCCUAUCGGAAUGGUCUCUGGAUGGGAAAGGAGAAUCUUACCUACUUUGACUUCCAGGUCAAGCUCAACUUUAAUUCGUACGUGCACUUAGCUACGCAUGCCUUGCCAUUACUUGAAGACAGCCCGGGAAGCAGUAUAGUCAUAGUCAAUUCUAUUGCUGGUGUACUUGGUUUUCUCAUGAAUAGUGGUUAUUCAGGAUCGAAGUUUGCACUGAAUGGAUUCUUCAUGAGUUUAAGGGCCCAGUUUCAAAUGUUGGAGCAAGAUAUAUCGGUCACGCAAUGCUUUCUUGGGUCCACACGUACCAAAGCGGGCCAGACCGGGCUCACCAACCAGGUCCAACGCCACGAAAGAGCAGGGAAAUUAGUCCGGAUGGACAUACCUGACAGUGCUUACGUGGAAGUGAACGAAGCGGCAUUGGAGAUUGUCAAGGCGGGAGCCCUCAAAGAGGAAGAAAUGUACUUUCCUAAGUUCGCUAGAUAUCAAGCCACUUAUCCGGGAUUGAAAACUCUAUGUAUGAAACUGGAUAAGGCAAUAUAUCGAUCGGAGAACUUGCCCGCGUCUGAUUAACAAUCGGGUAAUUUGAGAAAAUGGCCGUUUAUAUGUUGUGAUAAGGUCUUGACACGUGUUAAAUAUAGAAAUUGCUAUCAACUACAUUGCAUGAACAUAACAUGGAAAUAAUAAACCGUAACCUGGGUUGGUUUCACUCAAUUUUUGAUUGCAUAUUGUAUCAACUUUAAAAAUAAAUAUUUAUAAAUCAUAUACGUGUAUGUAUAUGCAUGCUUACACUUCAGCAAAUGAAGAACAGACUGGUUCAAUCCCAACGCGAAAAGAUUACAAUCGAAUAUUUCG
Molecule: messenger RNA, 1343 nt
Organism: Lineus longissimus
Lineage: Eukaryota; Metazoa; Nemertea; Pilidiophora; Heteronemertea; Lineidae
Product: 11-beta-hydroxysteroid dehydrogenase 1-like
Exons: 6
Coding region: 126-1061 (311 amino acids)
Cellular component (GO): intracellular membrane-bounded organelle
Molecular function (GO): oxidoreductase activity
Source: RefSeq, a predicted model, not a curated record